Messenger RNA from Aedes albopictus (Asian tiger mosquito), 8458 nucleotides. Its product is annotated as serine/threonine-protein phosphatase 6 regulatory ankyrin repeat subunit B-like. Gene Ontology annotation, biological process: innate immune response. Bases 1 to 5091 code for a protein of 1696 amino acids. Gene Ontology annotation, molecular function: protein binding. Lineage: Eukaryota; Metazoa; Arthropoda; Insecta; Diptera; Culicidae. The record is from RefSeq and is a predicted model, not a curated record. The transcript has a single exon. Gene Ontology annotation, cellular component: cytoplasm.
AUGGAUAAAUGGACAUCGCUUCAUUGGGCGUGCCACAAUGGUCAUGAAGAAGUUGCCAAGGUUUUACUUAAAAAAGGUGCCAACAUUAACGCAUUGACCCACAAUAAAUGGACGCCACUUCAUAAAAGCUCAUCUAGAGGUCAUUUCGUUAUUGUUGAUUUACUACUUGAUAAUGGUGCAAACGUGAACGCUGUUGAAAUAGAUAAAUGGACACCGCUACAUUUGGCAUGUCAAAAUGGUCAUGAAGAUGUUGUCAAAACAUUAAUUGGCAGAUGUACCAACAUUGACGCAUUGACGGAUGUUAACUGGACAGCACUUCAUGAGAGUGCUUUUGUUGGUAACAGUGUUAUUGUGGAUUUACUGCUUGAUAAUGGUGCAAACGUCAAUGCUGUUGACGCAGAUAAAUGUACCCCUCUUCAUUGGGCCUGCGUGAAUGGACAUAAAGAAGUAGCGAAAACUUUAAUUAAAAGAAGUGCCAAAAUUAACGCAAUGGAUAAAAAUAAAUGUACAGCACUCCAUGUAAGUGCCUCAAAAGGACACAAAGUGGUUGUAGAUUUGCUUCUUGAUAAAGGUGCUAACGUAAACGAUAGAGAUAUAGAUAAAUGGACACCGCUUCAUUCAGCCUGCCACAAUGGUCACAAACAUGUUGUGGAUACUUUGAUAGGAAAAGAUGCCAACAUCAAUGUAUGGACUAAAAAUAGAUGGACUGCUUUUCAUGCCAGUGUUGUCAACGCUACAUUCCCCAAUUCCGGUGUGAACGUUAAUGCUAAUAAAAUAGACAAAUGGACGCCAUUACAUUUGGCAUGCCAGAAUGGCCACAAAGAAGUAGUGGAGAUUUUAACUAAAACAGGUGCAUUGAACAUUGAAGCAAUGACUCAGAAAAAGUGUACAGCUCUUCAUAUUAGCGCUUCCGAGGGUCACACCGAUGUUGUCAAUUUUCUAAUUGAUAAAGGUGCCAACGUAAACGCUACGGAAAUAGAUAAAUGGACACCGCUCCAUUUAGCUUGCCAGAAUGGCCACAGAGGUGCAGUGGAGAUUUUAACUAAAACAGGUGCAUUGAACAUUGAAGCAAUGACUCAGAAAAAGUGUACAGCUCUUCAUAUUAGCGCUUCCGAGGGUCACAUCGAUGUUGUCAAUUUUUUAAUUGAUAAACGUGCCAACGUAAACGCUACGGAAAUAGAUAAAUGGACACCGCUCCAUUUAGCUUGCCACAAUGGCCACAAAGAUGUAGUGGAGACUUUAAUUGGGAGAGGCGCCAACAUCAACUCACUAACACAUAAUGCAUGGACAGCUCUUCAUACAAGUGCUUCAGAAGGUCAUUCAGAUAUUGUAGAAUUACUACUAAACAAAGGGGCUAACGUAAACGCUAUUGAAAUAGAUCAAUGGACGCCACUUCAUUGGGCAUGCCAAAAUGGCCAUAAAAAGGUUGUGGAGACAUUGCUCAGCAGAAGUGCCAACAUUGACGCGGUGGCGCAUAAUCAAUGGACAGCUCUUCACAACAGUGCUUCCAAAGGUCACCUUGAUGUUGUUGAUUUACUACUCGAUAAAUGUGCAAACGUUAACGCUGUUGAUAUAGAUAAACGGACGCCACUACACUGGGCUUGUAAAAAUGGCCACAAAGAGGUUGCUGCGGCACUGAUCAAAAGAAAUGCUAACAUUGACGCAUUGACUUGCAAUGGAUGGACAGCUCUUCAUGAAAGUUCUUCCAAUGGUCACUACGAAAUUGUGAAUUUUAUUCUGGAUAACAAUGCCAAUGUAAAUGCUGUCGAAAUAGAGUGGCCGACGUUGCUGCAUCUGGCAUGCCAGAAUGGCCAUACAAAGGUUGUCGAGACACUGCUUAAAAGAGGUGCCAACAUUGGCGCAUUAAAUUGCCAUGAAUGGACAGCUCUUCAUGAAAGUGCUUCCAAAGGUCACUGCGAUAUUGUCAAUCUCCUCCUGGAUAACGAUGCAAACGUGAACGCUGCCGACAUAGAUAAAUGGACACCUCUUCAUUGGGCAUGUCAGAAUGGGCAUAAAAAGGUUGUAGAGGUACUAGUUCGAAAAGGUGCCAACAUUAACGCUAUGACUUGCAAUCAAUGGACAGCUCUGCAUAAAAGUGCUUCCCAAGGUCACAGUGAUGUUGUAGAUUUACUGCUUGAAAAUGGUGCAAACGUUGACGCUAUUGAAAUAGAUUAUUUGACACCACUUCAUUUGGCUUGUCAAAAUGGGCAUAAAGUGGUUGUUGAGGCACUGAUCAAAAAGAAGGCAACCGUGGACGCAUUAACUAACAAUGAAUGGACAGCUCUUCAUAAGAGUGCAUCCUUAGGUCACAGUGAUAUUGUAGAUUUACUGCUUGAUAGCGGUGCAAACGUCAACGCUGUUGAAAUAAACAAAUGGACUCCGCUUCAUUGGGCUUGUCAAAAUGGCCACAGAGACGUAGUGAAGAAAUUGAUUAGAAGCGGCGCCAAAAUUGACGCAAUGACAAAAAAUAAAUGGACUGCUCUCCAUGUAAGUGCUUUAGCAGGUCAUCGGGGUAUUGUUGAUUUACUGCUUGACAGAACUGCAAACGUUAAUGCUGCUGAUGAAAACGAAAUAAUGCCACUUUUUUUGGCAUGCCAAAUUGGCCACAAAGAAAUAGUAAAGACGUUGAUUAGAUUUGGUGCAAAUACCAUCGAAUUGACUAACAACAAAUGGACAGCUCUUCAUGAAAGUGCUUCCAAAGGUUACUGCGAUAUUGUAGGUUUACUACUUGAUAAAGGUGCAAACGUUAACGCCUUUGAUAUUAACCAGUGCACACCGCUUCGCUGGGCAUGCCAGAAUGGCCACAAAGAUGUUGUGGAGACUCUGGUUCGAAGAGGCGCCAUCAUUGACGCAUUGACUAAACAGAAAUGUACAGCUCUGCAUGUAAGCGCUUCCAAAGGUCACUGCGAAAUUGUAGAAACAUUGCUUGCUAGAGGUGCAAACAUAAAUGCUGUUCAGAAAAACAAAUGGACUCCUCUUCAUUUGGCAUGUCAGAAUAGACACAAAAAUGUAGUGGAAACUUUGAUAAAUAGAGGUGCAAACAUUGAAUUAUUGACUCGAAAUAAAUGUACUGCUCUUCAUGUAAGUGCUGGUGAAGGUCAGUGUGAUAUUGUUGAUUUACUGCUUGAUAAAGGAGCAAACGUAAACGCUGUUGAUAUUGAAAAAUGUGCACCGCUUCAUCGGGCGUGCCAAAAUAAUCAUAAAGACGUCGUGGAGAUUUUGAUUCGUGCACAUGCAAACAUUCAAGCAUUGACACAAAAUAAUUUGACAGCUCUUCAUGUUGCUGCCUCCGCAGGUCAUUGCGACGUAGUAGAUUUACUGCUUGAUGAAGGUGCAUACGUAAACGACAUUGGAAUAGACAAAUGGACACCGCUGCAUUGGGCUUGCAGAAAUAAUCACAAAGAUGUUGCAGAUAAAUUGAUUGAUAGAGGUGCUAACAUUGAAGCAUUGACUCAAAAAAAGUAUACAGCUCUUCAUAUUAGCGCUUCCGAGGGUCACACCGAUGUUGUCAAUUUUCUAAUUGAUAAAGGUGCCAACGUAAACGCUACGGAAAUAGAUAAAUGGACACCGCUCCAUUUAGCUUGCCAGAAUGGCCACAAAGGUGUAGUGGAGACUUUAAUUAGGAGAGGCGCCAACAUCAACUCACUAACACAUAAUGCAUGGACAGCUCUUCUUACAAGUGCUUCCAGCGGUCACUGUGCUGUUGUAAAUCUGCUGCUUGAUAAUGGUGCCAACGUGAAUGAUGUUGAAAUAAACAAAUGUACACCGCUUCAUGUAGCAUGCCAGAAUGGUCAUAAAGAGGUUGUUGAAGCACUGAUCAUAAAAGAUGCCACCAUCGACGCAUUGACUCACAAUGAAUGGACUGCUCUUCAUAAAAGUGCUUCAGAGGGUCACUCAGAUAUUGUAGAAUUACUACUAAACAAAGGGGCUAACGUAAACGCUUCUGAAAAAGACAAAUUGACUCCACUCUAUUUAGCAUGUCAGAAUGAUCACGUAGAUGUCGUGAAAGCUUUGAUUGAAAAAGGUGCAAACAUUGAAGCUUCGAGUCGCAGUCAGUGGACUGCUUUGCAUGUAAGUGCUUUCAAAGGACACUGCGAUCUCGUAAAUUUCCUGCUUGAUAAAGGUGCAAAAGUGAAUGCUUCUGAGAAAAACAAAUCAACGGCACUUCAUUUGGCAUGUCAGAAAGGCCAUAAAGUUGUAGUGGAGACAUUGAUCAAACGAGAUGCCAAUAUUGACGCAUUGACUUUAAAAAAACUCACACCUCUCCAUGUAAGUGCUUCGGAAGGCCAAUGCGAUGUUGUAAACUUACUGCUUGCAAAUGGUGCAAGCGUAGACGCCGUUGAUACCGGUAGAAGAACGCCGCUUCAUAUGGCAAGCCAGAAUGGUCACAUCGAUGUAGUGGAGACAUUGAUAAAAAAUAUGGCCAACAUUGAAGCAUGGGCUUACAACAAAUGGACACCUAAUAAUAAAAGUACUUACAAGGGUUACCGUAUUGUUACAGAUUUUUUGCUUAACAAACGUGUAAAUCUAAACGCUGCUCGAACAGACAACUGGACUCCGCUUCAUUUUGCGAGUCUGAAUGGCCACAAAGGUGUUGUAGAAAGUUUGAUUAGAGCUAGUGCCAACAUUGAAGCAUUGACUGAGGCAAAAUGUACAGCGCUUCAUUUGAGUGCUUUCGAAGGUUACCGCGAUAUUGUAGAAAUUCUACUGCAUAAAGGUGCACACAUAAACGCUGCGGAAACAUUCAAUUGGACUCCACUGCAAUGGGCAUGCCAGAAUGGCCAUAAAGAGCUUGUGGAGACAUUGCUAAGCAGAGGUGCCAACAUUGACGCGUUAAAUAAGAAGAAACGUUCUGCUCUUCAUAUCAGCGCUUUGAACGGUCACGCCGAUUUAGUAGAUUUACUGCUGGACAAAGGCGCUGUGUUCGACACUGUUGACGAAAAUGGACACACGCCACUCAGUUCAGCAUUGCAAUACGGGCACCAAGAUAUAGUGGACGCUUUAGCCAGACGUGACACCACGAAAAAGUUCAGUAGAAUAUUACCAAACGCGAGAUUUUACAAUUUAGAACCCUCUUCCUCCCCUACGUAAAAACUUUUGUAUGGGAAUUUUGGAAAUUUUGUAUGAAGUGUAACGCAGCAGUGGAUCCCCUUUCUUUGCGUUAUGCAACAUGUGAGAAAAAUCAACAGAUUUAUUUCAUCCUAGCAGCUGAUUAUUUUGUUAAGACCCCUAUAAAUACGAUUAUGCUGAGACACUACCAACGUUACCACCAAGCUUGCUAUUUGAUGAAAACAUUCGCGAAAUGAUGCGAUUUGCUUUCGACAACGAAUACGUUUUCACCCAUCCUCGCUUUAUUCAAUCAACCUCCCAUACGAGUAGCACACAAACGGACUCAACACUGAUCAGCAUAGUUGACUCCUCCUUUUCGCCGUUGAGCCGUUGCGUUCUAGCCAAGCAUCUCUUUUCAUCGCUUUCGAUGCUUUUCGACAGCUUAUCGCGAAGCAUCGUUGGCUGGAAGCUUUAUUAGUAUGGUAUCGGUACAUGCGAAUGUUGCUUCUGUGUGCGUGUCGAGCGUUCGUGCCGUAGCUUCGCAAACCAACCUAUUCGGUAUGGUUCGGCUGUUCGGGCGAGCGUGUGACGGCACAGUCAGAUGUGUGCAAAACAAGGAAUUGGCAUCCCUAUCCCACCAAUGCAAUGUUUUCGUAGCCAGCAUAACAGCGGCUCAAGCGUAGGGCUCAAGCUGACAACCUAUCUUUCAACACAGCAGCAUAACUUUAAUGCUGGGUAAGAAAACAAGAAGACCAUAACAGUCCCCUGGUGCAAAAUCGUUUGUGAUUUACAUCAUGUUCGUUUUGCCACCUCUUUGCUGCUGGUCAUCGCUGAUCAGUGCAUAGUUCAAUCGCACGCGAUAAAUAUACAGUUGAUGAGUUGUGAUGAGCACUAGUGAGGUGAUCAUUUGCAUCACCACACUGUCCAAGCCGUAAAUAAUGCAUAAAUACGGUGUUGAGAAAGCGAUCAUUACUCUGUAUGUACAAUUAAAGGUAAAUUAACUUUGGAAUAGGGCACCAAUAUAAUUGCAUUGUAGCUUCAGUUUCACUUGGAAGAAAAUUGCAAAAAAAACGCAAACCUCGACGGAACAGACGCUAUGUGUUCCAGGGUUUAUUGAAUAAUAAGUGUGGGACAUACGGGCUUCUCACGGUAGGCUAAUUUAUUUCAGAAAAAUAUUCUACAGCGUAAUUGUGAGAAAAACUGCAUGAAAUUGACAGUAGCAUAGUAUAGCAUAGCAUAGCACGAAUACUUGCACAAAUCGUGCAUGAAGAUGAGCACAUCCAAUAAUGGAUACAAUUGCAAUUGUAGAUUUCACUACUAAAUAUCUAUAAAAACAUUAUCAUGAACUAGAAAAGCGUUCAAAAAUAAACGGCUUCCAAUAGACGAUAGGAUAGUGAAAAUGGCGAAUAAAGAAAUAUGAUAAUACAACAAUAUAGUGUACAAAAAAUUAAUCGGAAAAGGAACUGCUUGAAAAUCGACAAUACCUUUUUAUUGCUUGCACAUGUACUUGAAAAAAAUUUAGCAGAACAAUUGACAGCAUGAAUCACAGAAACACAGAAACUACAAAAAAAAAUCACAAUAUUACGCAUGUUAUGGGAAUGUUGUGUUUUCGGUUCGAAUGCUAGUUCCGCAUUCUAAACAAAAGCGUUGCUAAGGCCCCACAGGUGGAAGGUGAUCCGAGAACGUAACGCUACCAAAGGCCAUGAUCUCGAUUUCAUGAAAAAAGUUGCUCGGAAUCAUGCAAGCGGUAGCUCAAACUACGAAACCAUAAUUCACGAGCAUGAUUUCAUGAUUGGACAUAAGCUAUAUUCGUUUUUGUCCCUACCUUCACAAAGAAUAUCUAACGAAAAAGUUAAAAAAUUAAACUACAGGAAUUUUGAACGUUUUUUUUUUUCUUUAUUGAAGACUUGUUUAACUUGCAAAAAAAUGUAUGUGACACAGAAAAAAAACAUCAUGUAAAGGUUCCCUACUAUAUUACAAUCCAGGGCCCCUACAUUUAUAAACCCGGCCUGACCAAUCAGAAGAACUUAAUUGGACCCGCGUUAUGGAGAGCAUGAAGCUUCCAUUAGGAUUUGAUUGAUAGAAGAAAUAUUAAUUGUGCCAAUAAGUUAAGAAUUAAUUAUUUAAAAAAAAACACAGAACACAAUCCCUUAUCACGGCUAAUGACAAACGAUGACGCAUCGUAUCUUUCCCCGAAUAGGCCAUUUCAGCUGACAGGUCCGUGUAUGCCACUGUUUACAACUGCCAAACAAAGGUGUAAACGCUGAACUGCCAUUUUCAUAGGAGAAAUGUCAAAGGGUCCCAAAAUCUGCUUCUAACACGUAUAUGACAUCCCUAUUCCCACCCAAUAGGAUUGUUUGCAGCCAACAUCAAUUGGGUUCCCCCAUUGACAAUGCAUUUGAGUUCCCUAAACAUUGGUGCAAGAUGCGGGAAUCGAAAACGUGACGUCAUCGCACCCUGGUGGUUUCUAAGAAGGUGGCAACCCUGCCAAUAAUGACAGUUUGUUCUGGGCAUAGAGAUAAGUGACAUUUCAACACACGAACACUAGCGCAAAUUUUUCCUCACACAAAAGUGCACGCCGAUUGAAAGGCUAUUCAGAUUGCAUAUGCAAAUAUUACCCAAUCGAAUUGGGUAAAACGGGUAAAUAAUGAUAAAACUAACGUCCGGGGCAGGAGUGCAAAUAUUUUCCUCGCAGUUUCACAACUACAUCGACAAAAAAGGCACGCAUACAUUUGAACGUGAUUACCUCUAUGGAUUGGUAAGACGAAAGAAGGAAGAAGUGCGGAAAAGAGGGAAGAAAAGGAGCUACCGACCAGCUAAAUGAAAAUAAGGUGACCCAUUGUAACUGAUUCUCUAAGACAACAGAUGACAGAAAACUGAAGAACGUUAAAAAAAAGUUCAAAAAUGGGCAUCGUUCCAGUUGAGUAGCGUAAGCCAGAUGACCACCUCGGCAUAGCCUACAGCCCAGAUUUGGAAGAUUUUGUAGGACGUUGAUCCGGAAAGGACAAGGAAGCGAGCAGGUGGAUUCUGGAACCUGUUCGUCUUGCAAACAACGAGAGAAGAUAUCGGCGAGCUCGGCGCCGAUAAACAGUGAGUUUGGCCAUCGCUGAAUCACACGAAACCGAGGUUGCGUGAUGGACGUCUUUACGGUGAGGUCCUUGGGCUUGCCACCGCUUAAAAUCCAAUGAGUUGCGACCCCAUCUGCGGGAGCUGGAACGUCGAUGGAGUUUACAACGUAGCUCCACAACCCACAACCAUCCACUGGGGAAAAAUCUCAUUUGCUCCACCCACUACAAAUUACUAAAGAAACAUUCACGGCAACCAGCAUGGAGGGUUACACGUAUCAACAACACCUACCUACAACUGAGGAUUCCUCGGUUUGCCUGCUGAGAUUAGAAAUAGGGGAGGA